Messenger RNA from Diaporthe batatas, 675 nucleotides. RefSeq lists its product as uncharacterized. Bases 102 to 608 code for a protein of 168 amino acids. The record is from RefSeq and is a predicted model, not a curated record. NCBI's taxonomy places the organism in Eukaryota, Fungi, Ascomycota, Sordariomycetes, Diaporthales, Diaporthaceae. The transcript is spliced from 2 exons.
GGCGGUGGGUGUACGUGGUUAUGAAUAUAUAAGGCCUUUCCUGCCUCGAUUCUGACAUUGAGCUGCGAGAAAGAAAACACCUCCCAACCAAGCCCCGCCCCAUGCUUUUUCUGAACGAAUUCAUCACCUCACACUUCCGCGCAGACCGUAGUUUUGACAAACAGAGGAUGGCGUCCGUAAGGGAGAACAUGCUGCAGCUGGUGCACAAGUACCUGAGCGUCAUGAACGAGCAGGGCCCCGACGGCCUCAGGACCGUCAUGGCCCCCGACUUCAGGCUCAAGAUCGCCCCCAAGACCCUGGGCCUCCCGCCGCCGGGCAGCCUCGACGCCUACAUUGACCUCCUGAAGGGCAGCCAGAAGGCCAUGGGCAGCAAGAACUCCAAGAUGUUCUUGGUGGACGGGUUCGAGCCCGUCGUCGACGAAGCAGGCCACCGCGUGGUACUGCACCUGCAGUCAACCGCGGACUCGAACUUCGGACCAGUCGAGAACGAGUUCAUGGUCAUCCUCAAGACGACCGAAGACGGCACCAAGAUCAAGGAGCAGCACGAGUUCAUGGACAGCGCCGCGUUCGCCGCGCUCAUGGGCAAGAUGCAGGGUCAGCAGGCGUAGGUAGGGCCGAUUGGCGCAGGCGGCAGGGCAGGGCACGCGGCAGGGUCCGAAAGGGUGUCCGCAGUGU